GCGGCUUUAGCUUUACCACCUACAUCGCUGUGCCUUACCCAUCCUCCAUCUCGGACAACCUUCCUCACCAUCUAUUCACUGACAGGUCAACUACCCUGUAAAUUCUUAGUCUAGUUCGGACAGUUGAAAGUAUUCUCCACGCCUGCCACAUUCCAAGUUUUCGAAGCAGUGGCUUCAACAUUGUCCCCUUUUGUUAGACCUUCAACAUCAUGGCGACCUGGACUGAUUACUUGUCGCUGGCUCUCACAUUUCUAUUGGUAGUUCUCAUUGCGUAUGCCGCACUGUUUGUUUACAGACAAAUAAUGAAUGCCAAAGAAUGGUCGAAGGAGAGGCUUCAGAAGAGGGGCGUGAAUAUCUCUGAGAAGGGGAUGUCUGUGAAAAGAAGGACUCGCCUGGCCAACAGAGAAGAGUACGUCGAUGCAACGCAACGGGGCUUUAUCAAGGCACUUGGGUCUGCGUACUAUGGACCCGUCUCAGGAAGUGAGAUGCACAAACCAGCCCCUGAAAACGGGGUAGAUGGCAAUACAUGGACCAAAGGCUCUCCGAACGCCAGCAUUCAGUCUAACAGCGAUCGUAAUAACGAAGAACAGAAGAAGGUCUUCGGCGGAUUGAAAAACCGCAAUGACUAGAGUCAAAAUUAUCAGCCUUUUUGUUGAACAUUCUUGCUGACUAUUUAUUGAGUGACUUUUACUUGAUGUACGUUUAUACUGUACGAUGAUUGUUUGAUUUGAGAUGGAAUUUAAGAUAUAUUGUUACCACAGACAGCUAUUAGGUGAAUUACUAUCUUGUA
This is a messenger RNA of Somion occarium, 790 nucleotides long. The record is from the annotation of a GenBank genome assembly. NCBI's taxonomy places the organism in Eukaryota, Fungi, Basidiomycota, Agaricomycetes, Polyporales, Cerrenaceae.